CAUUCGUCGCAGCAAGAGAUGCCGGGCAUUCGACAGUCGACAGUCAGGCUGAGUCCCGACGCGUAGAUCUACGCUUGUUAUGAUUGUGGUCUUGGUUCUUUGAAGUCAGAAAAAUUUCAUUUAUUUGUCAAGCAGAUCAUAGAGGACAUGAACGCGAAAACGAAAUAAUUGUUGCAACAGCAGUCGACCGUCGAUGGAUCGUUGUCGUUGAUGGAAAUACACGCACAUGUUCGAGGGCCUCAGCAUGCCCUAGGCAGAGGGCUAGGAGACCGCUAAGCAAGGGAGGCGUCGGGCACUAGCGGUGAACAGCCGGUUUGAACCAAUCAGCAACCAUGAAUGCCAGUGGUAGUGGUGGUGAUGACAAGAAGGACAAACCCAAGCCCCCUAGCCCCCUGCAGCCCUCCGGGCAGGCAGCGGAGCCAAGGCGCAUCGAACGAGAGCCAACUUCGAAGUCUCUGGCCGACCUCGACCUGGCGGAUUACGAGGCCAGACAGCUCAUGUACAAUUAUCGUGCUCAGCCUGAGAGGGCUGGCGCUGCUGGAGCGCAGCCUAGUACCACUUCAGUCAGAAGUCAGAGCUUCAACCCGGCUAGACAACAGCAAGCAAUGCUGGGAGCAAGCAUACGCUCCGGAAGAGUGCCCAGGGCGAAAAGCGGCGAGCGUUCCCGCGCGCUACCGAUAGUUCGGGACUUGUCACCCGCCCGGUCGGGCUCGGCUACCGUGUUCACCUCGUGCCCGGACAUACCCGGUGCCAUUCCCGACACUGGUGCCCAGACUCCACGACAGGGGAUACGGCUUCCUGCUGGAAAGAAGCUCAUGCCCCUGGAUGCCGACGGAAGUCGAAGGAAGGGUUCGGGCAUGUCGUCUCCAGCACUAGGCUUGCCCGAUAUUUCGCAGCCUUCAAGCGAUCUGCGGAGGUCGACCACCCGGAGCCCACUGCCACCGAUACCAUCAACAACUGAGAGUCACCCGGCCAGCUUCACGAGUGGAAAGCCGGGCGCGGAGCCUUUAUCACACGUGGGACAGUCGAUACUGAGUCCGCGCUCUGCCACUCUGGCACGCAUACCCCAGCUGACGUCGUCACGUGCCGCCUCGUCCUCACCGCAGUCCAGGCAGAAGCGGCCCGUCACGUCGGAAGGUGCAGGCGUGGCGGACGAGGGAAACCUCUCCGAUCCGGGCAGCUCCAGCAGAACGCCGGUGGCCACGCUGCGCUUACAGGUGACCCGGACGAGAAGUGAGGGAGGUGGCAUGCCCCAUCCCACAGACGCGGCUGCAUCCCAGCAGGAGAGGAGUCACAGUCGGCUGUCGGACGACGCAUUUCAACCCAGCGCUGCCGAGUCCAAGUCGGCGGAAAGGCGCGGCAGUCGAGUCACUCCUUGGUUACCGGCCGCAAGCGCUGUGCGGUUACUCCGACCGGUGCGCGUGUCCGACCUACGGGAGGCAGCGCACCGAAUGAACCUCAGCCAGCGAGCCCGUGAGGCGGCGUCCAGCUCCAGCAUCGGCGGCAGGAAUGAAGUGGACACGGUCAUGACGUUCUCUACACAGAUGUCAUCGACUACUGGCGUGACGGCGGCGGCAGCUGAGCUCUCCGAUCUCGACAUCUACCUGCCCGACCACAAGCUCGGCUUAUUUGUCAGCACAUGGAACAUGAAGGGAGAUAAGGUUCCUCCGUCGGUUCUCGAUUUUUUACUCCCGCCAGGAAUGGAAGAGAUUCAAGAUGUGGUAGUGCUUGGCUCACAGGAAAGCCCCGCAGCCAGGAAGGCAUGGGAAAUCAAAAUCCAGGAGACCCUCGGACCCAGUCAUAUCCUGCUCCGCACCGUGUCACUGGGAGUACUCUACCUGAUCGUGUUUAUUCGAAGGGAGCUGCUCUGGUUUGUGACCGAUAUCGAAGAGGAUUCAUACGCCACUCGCCCCGGCACCAUGAUUAAAACCAAGGGUGCAGUGGCGCUGUCAUUGCGGAUAUUUGGCACCUCGCUGUUGUUCAUAACGUCACAUCUGACAGCUCAUCAAGCAAACAUGCAGGAUAGACACAAUGAUGUUGGUCGCAUCGCUACCGGCCUGCGGCUGACUGACGGCAAGGAAGAUAUCAAUGUGGACCAUGCUGUUCUUGCCGAGCGCUUUGACUGCGUCUUCUGGGGCGGCGAUCUCAACUAUCGUUGUAAUGUAACCUACAGCGAGGCGGUAGCACUUGUACAAAGGGACAAACUAUCGACGCUCCUUGAGCAUGACCAGUUGACAAAUGCCAUGAACACUGGUGACGUGUUUGACGGGUUCGAGGAGAUGGAGAUCACGUUUCCUCCGACGUUCAAGUUUGACGUCAACUCGGAUAUGUACGACUCGUCGACAAAGCAAAGAACUCCUUCAUGGACGGAUCGUGUGCUGUACACGUCGCGGCCGUCCACCCGUGUCGAGGGCCUGUUUUACGGUUGCUGUCAAGACGUGUAUUACUCGGAUCACAGACCGGUGUUUGCCCUGUUUCGCGUUACAAUCCGACCGCCUGCUUGUGAUUAUUUGAAAAUGAGUACAUGUCCUACAAUCGGACAGUUCAACCGUAGUGUCUAUACUGAAGGUAACACAAGACGUCUGGCAAGGCUAACGGCGGCAAGCAAAGGCAGAACGGAUUCUGAAAGUACUGUAUGCACAAUUCUUUGAUGGCCAAAGGGCCAUUAACGGCAAAUAGCGGCAAUCCGAUGAACCCCGCAGUUGCCCGCGGCUUAUCAUUCCGUGCUAUCUAGCGUCCGUCGACCAGCCCGUACCUCAGGACGGAUGUGCAGUGCCCUCGUCUUUGUGGACAGCAUGGCUAACGCUCCUUGUACACUCCUGUCUAUAUCUACCGUGCACACUUUCUGUCAGGUCAGUCCGAAUCUAAACACCUGCACUUGAUUUAUUUACCCGCCGUGCGUUCAUAGAAAGCUACGGAAGUUGGUAUGCCAGUGGACCUCCAAGUUGGAGUGCAAUACCACAGUGCCAUGUGGGUAUCCACUGGCACUGGAGCUGGCCAAGAACCCUGCAGUGCUGCACACUGAACGCCGAGCUAUCCCCUCGGUUCUUUGUCGUGCUCACUCGCGUGUAUUGUCGUUUCUGUCUUGUGCACGCGCGGCGCUCGACUUUGGCCACAUGUGCGCAGGUGCGUGUGCAAAGCAGAAAGGACAUCAUCACAUGUUUGAAGUAAACAGGGUGGAUGAAGUUCCGAAAGCACUAGUGAGUCCACACCUCGUCCCGUCAUCGAACGCACACAGUGCUUGCUAUCAAGGUAUCGCUGAGUGCCCAAUGCUCGUACUCUUCUAAAUCCAAUUUCUGAUCAGAUCUAUUACACCAUCCACAAAGUAUCACAUUUCACGCUUAACACAUACCAGAUUAACGUAUCAGAGACAUUACCUACAGGCGCCCGAUGGUGUUGUAUUUAUAACGUUUUCGUGAAGGCAACCUUUGUCUAUUUAUUAGCACUGAUCAUGGUCUGCUCAGUGCUCUAGCACAAAACAAUUCUUUCGCUUGUCAGUUUUGUUGUAAGGGUCGGAAUGUGUAGCAAUUGCAAAACUACCUCUUCCUUCAUACUAUUAUUUGUUUGGUGCAGCGUACAUUGGCGUGCGUUGCUCAUCGCAUGCCGGCAGUUGAAAAGUUUGUUCGUUAUGGAGAUGAAACUUAACCAUCAGAACAACAGAA
Sycon ciliatum is the source of this 3662-nucleotide messenger RNA. RefSeq names its product phosphatidylinositol polyphosphate 5-phosphatase type IV-like. Gene Ontology annotation, biological process: phosphatidylinositol dephosphorylation. The record is from RefSeq and is a predicted model, not a curated record. NCBI's taxonomy places the organism in Eukaryota, Metazoa, Porifera, Calcarea, Leucosolenida, Sycettidae. Bases 333 to 2651 code for a protein of 772 amino acids. Gene Ontology annotation, molecular function: phosphatase activity. The transcript has 13 exons.